AUAGGGCGUACACAGUGCCUUGCUGUAUUGCAUGUGAAGCCGUUGAGUCUCUCUCUCCAAUGACCAAAACCAACUGGCAGUUUUGAUUCAUUUGCGAGUAGUGAGGAAAAUAAGGUGGUGAGUGAAAGAUAAAAAGAGUAAGAAAUUAAGACAAAAGCGGUGUUAGGAUUUGGGUAGGAUUCUCUCUCUCUCUCUCUCUCUCUCGCUCUCAAUCAACAAGAGAAGAAGAGGAAACCUCAUUUCAGAUAAAAGAAAGAAACCCCAUUUGAAAUCUCAAUCUGAAGAAUGCUAAGAGUGGAAGAAGAAGAAGAAGAAGAGGCAGAAUUUCCAUUGGAAUGUAGUAGUGGGUCUGAGUCUGGUUGGACUAUGUACUUAGAAAACCAGUCCUUUGGAAGAAAACCCACCUCCCUUUCUUUCAAACAAGCUGGUUUGCCACACAAAAAUGAUGGGAUUUUUGAAGAAGAGGAGGAGGAGGAGGAGGAUUUAUCUAUGGUAUCUGAUGCUUCAUCUGGCCCACCACAUUUCCAUGAUGAUGAUGAUUGCUUUGAUGAAAAUGGGUGCUUUUGUUCUGCCUCUUAUUCUCCUUCAGCUGCAUUGGUGAAAAAGAAUAGCAAAAGGGAAAGGGUUGAAGGAGAAAAACAACAACAACACCCUUCUUUAUUGGAUGAUACUGCCAGCUCUCAUGUCUUCAGCUUCUCCAAGAAAAAUGUCACCAACAACAAGCAAACAUCGAUGGAGGAUGUUUUGGAUUUAUCAAUAGGCUUCUCUGCAACACAUUUCAAGGCAAAAUCUACAUUGCAGAAGCAAUAUGGGUUUCUACAGACACCAUCCAAAACCAGACUGCAGGGAAGAAGGGAAGAAUGAGAUAUUUUGACAUUUUUCCUCUUCUUCUUCAACAAAAUCCUAUGUUUUUUUUUUUUUUUGUCAGAUGGAGAUGACUGUAUCAUUUGGAAGUCCAGAGAUCUCCAAGGGAUCUUGGGCCUUUUUUUCUCUGUCAAUGCAAUGGGAAACAACCAAUCUGAGCAGAAAAGGAGAAGAAGAAGAAAUAAAAUAAAAUA
This is a messenger RNA of Magnolia sinica, 1058 nucleotides long. Its product is annotated as protein SOB FIVE-LIKE 5-like. The transcript has 4 exons. Lineage: Eukaryota; Viridiplantae; Streptophyta; Magnoliopsida; Magnoliales; Magnoliaceae. Gene Ontology annotation, biological process: cytokinin biosynthetic process. The record is from RefSeq and is a predicted model, not a curated record. The coding region runs from base 286 to 864 and encodes 192 amino acids.